Messenger RNA from Patiria miniata (bat star), 1602 nucleotides. RefSeq lists its product as uncharacterized. Gene Ontology annotation, biological process: proteasome-mediated ubiquitin-dependent protein catabolic process; protein polyubiquitination; negative regulation of translation. The record is from RefSeq and is a predicted model, not a curated record. The transcript is spliced from 5 exons. Gene Ontology annotation, molecular function: ubiquitin protein ligase activity; translation repressor activity. Bases 116 to 1219 code for a protein of 367 amino acids. NCBI's taxonomy places the organism in Eukaryota, Metazoa, Echinodermata, Asteroidea, Valvatida, Asterinidae.
UCACAGACAAUCCAAAAUCUUAGCUAAGAAUAAACUCUUUGAACUUGAAUUGAUAACUGAACAACGGUCACUGCUUUAUCUAAUUUGAAAUACAAUCAUUUUCUCUUAGGGAAAAAUGACAACUGAAGCAAAGAGUUCAACUGUAAAGUUGAACGAAGACGAACCAACACUGGGUCCCACCAUGUCUCCCAAGAGACCUAGACAUUACAAAGGUCAAGGAAUCAGCCAACAAGUGGAAAUGGCGACUGGAAAAACAGAGACUCAAGAGACAACCAGAGACGAAGUAACACUGGAUCCUAGCAAGGCAGAAAGCACGACUGGAGAAGCAGAGAGUUCAGCUCAAGGGACGACCAGAGAGGAACCGACACCAGGCCCUAGCAAGGUAAGCAGUCAAAAAGACAAUUGGGAGCUCGUUAGUGAGAUACGUCUGAAGCCUGCAGCGAAAGAUUGGAGUGAUUGUCAAGCCAUCGCUGCCCGUCAAGAUGAGAUUGCAGUGGUUCGCUUCCGCAACAACCAAGUUGUGAUCUGCAGCAACGAUGGCAAAAAGAAAAGUUCAAUACCAUUUCCCAAAGGUCCAAGAUACAUUGCAGUCCAGCACAUUCACAAUCGCUUGGUGGUUGCUGAGUGUUUCGAUCCCAACGUGAAGGUGUUAAACAGCGACAACACCCUGGCAUACGAGUUCGAGACGACGCCUCAGAGUGAGUUCGAGCAGCGUCAGGAAGCCGAUAAGCUCGACAAGCCGCAACAUGUGCCAGGAGGAGUAGCGGUCAAGAAGGAGGGUACCAUCUUGGUGGCUGAUCAGAAAAGGAAUGUGUACACUGAACACAGACCUACUGAUGGUAAGCUUCUACGUACCAUACCAGUAAAACGUACUCCCGUGCAUCUGGCUGUUGACAGCAAGGACCGAGUCAUAAUCAGCGGUAAAGAAGGAGUGGAUGUUACUGAUGGUAAUGGCAUUAUACUAUUCACCCUGGAACCCACCAUAUGCAGUCAGUCAGCAAGGGAAUGCGGGAGCGUUUACGGUGAUAGCUCCGGUUUGUAUGUUCCAGCGAGGCUUAAAAACUUUUUCAGUGGUCAUAUUCACCACUAUGAUCUAGAUGGAAGGUUUCUUUGUUGCCUGGCUCAGCGUCUGCCUUGCCCUACGGGAAUCACAUUCACGUCCGAUGGGCAGAUGGCAGUGGCCGCCGGCAACUCCAUCCAGCUGUAUCGGAAGGUGUGAUUCGAUAAAUUUACAUGCCAUCUAAAGAGGUCAUAUGUGAGUUUCAGAUGCGCUCAUGGAAUAAAGUAGUCCGGCUGCAUUAAGUUAGUGAUGCAAAAUACCGUGGCAAAGUAUACAGUUGAAGCUAAAUGUAGUUAAGUUUUGAGCGACAUGCAAUUUCAGUUGUAGUUUUACACGCCUGUAAUUAACAAUUUGCCAUGCAACUUAAAUGUGACUACUAUAUUGGUGAUCCUUUAAAGAAAAUAUCUAACUGUGCUGUAUAAUUACAAUACAAUACAAGUCAUUUAGAAAACAACCAAAAACUUAGUCAAUGUACAGAAACAAUGUUUGAUAGUAUAAUAUCAGUACAAUGUGCGGUUUACAUUGAUACAGCUUUGUGAAUU